AUGGGGAGUAUCAAGCUCUGCCUUUUGCUGCUGCUGGGCACAUCCACACUAGCCCUGGCAAAACGAUUCAAGAACUUCCGGCGUUUUGUGUACGACUAUGAAGCUGAGACCUCUAACGGCGUGAACGGAGCUACUGACAACAAGAGCGGCCCCAAAGUCUCCUGCAAAGUUGAAGUUGAAGUGCCCCAGACCUGUAGCUUCAUCCUGCGCACAACAGAGUGCUCUCUGAGCGAGAUCUCUGGCGUGGACACAGAAGGAAACGCAGUGUAUCGUCCUGCCGAUGAAAAUCAGGCUUUCACAUCUGCCAUGGCCAAGAACGCUUUGAAGAUUACAGUUGAAGGACACCUCCGUGUUCAACUCUACCCCGAGGAUGACGAGCCUGUCAACAUCCUGAACAUCAAGAGAGGAAUCGUCUCUGCUCUCAUCGUGCCAGUAAUGGAAGAGGAGAAGAACAAACAAAUGGCCACCAUUCAUGGAAUAUGCCCCACCGACUUCAGCGUCAUCACCACAGAGGAUAUCGCCACCGAUGUGACUGUCAGCAGGGAUCUGUCCCAAUGUGACUUUUUCAUUGCCCACAGGCAGGUCACCAGUCCUCUGGCCCUCAUCACAGGCAUGAACUUCCCUCUGUCCAAGAUGAUUAGCAGCACCCAGACUUGCAACUACCACUUUGACAACCAGAAGAAGCACAUGACCAGCGGUACCUGCACAGAGAAACACAUCUUCCUGCCCCUUUCCUACCAGAAUGAAUAUGGAAUUUCUACUGUGGUGAAGCAGACUGUGACUCUGAGAGAGACCUCCAAGAUCAAUGACAGAAUCUUUGAACGCGGUGAGUGUUACAAGAAAAAUAAAUUAAAAAAUCUGGCCAUGGAGGUUGCUGACGAUAAGUCCCCUGUGCAGACCAAGGAUGCUGUCAUUGCCACCAUGCAGCAGCUGAACACCCUGUCACAGACCACUGAGGGUGAGGAACGCGCCAGCCUCUUCCACAAGCUGGUGUCUGAGCUGCGUGGCCUGAAGGUCGACGUACUCGGAUCUGCUACUGUUGAAAUGAUGGACAUGUCCGAACCUCUGACAUGGCAAGCUUUGGCUCAGUGCGGCACCCCAGAGUGCACCAGCGCCAUGCUGAAGGUUCUCAGGAGAUUCGAUGGUGGUGCUCUUGAGGUCGAUGCCAGUGUCUACGCCCUGGGACUGCUGCACAACCCCUCCUCUCUCAUGGUGAAGGACAUGCUGGCAAUGGCUCAGUACAAGCAGAGCAAACCCAUCAUGUAUGCUCUGAGCAAUGCAGUGAGGAAACUGUACAGGAUUGAAGGUGUCACCCCCGAGAUCUCUGCUGUCUCUGAGUUCAUGUCCUCCCUGCUGGGCGCAGACUGCGCUGGGGAUAAAGAUCUGACCUUCCUGACCUUGAGGGUUGUUGGUAAUAUGGGAGAUGCAAUGGAGGCAGCCGACCCUGCAAUUAAGAACACCCUGCUGAAGUGCAUGAGACAGCCUGCAACCACACUGUCUGUACAGCUGGCUGCCAUCCAGGCUUUCAGACUUAUGUCUCCUACUGAUGAGAUUCGCUCUAACCUCCAGAGGGUCAGCCAGUACCCCAAGGGUGCUGUGCAGAAGCGCCUGGCAGCUUACCUGAUCCUGAUGAGAAAUCCCCAGGAUAGUGACAUCGAGAUAGUGAAGAAGCUGCUGAAUCAGGAGCAGAACAUGCAGAUCAAGUCCUUUGUUACCUCCCACAUUUACAAUAUCAUUUCCUCCACUGAUCCAGAGACCAUGAAGCUUGGAAAGAGGAUCGUGGAUGCCCUGGAGGACACUGAAGUCGCCACACACAGUGACUACAGCACAAAGUCUCGCAACUACAAGCUGGGCAUGGCCAAUGAGAAUAUGCAGGCCGCCAUUCAGGGCAACAUGGUCUUCGAUCCCAGUAGCCAGUUGCCAAGAGAGGUGCUGCUGGAAACUACCCUGCAAGUUUUUGGUUUUGACAUGGAUCUUUGGGAGAUUGGCAUGGAAGGAAAGGGCCUUGAGCCAACCAUUGAUGCUUUGUUUGGAAAGAACGGGUUCUUCCCUGACACAUUGGGAAAGGUUAUGUACUGGACUUUGGAAAAGAUGCCACCAAAGAUGAAACAGGAAAUGGAUAAAUGGGUAUCUCCCAUGGACACAGAGGGGCGCAAGGUUCCCGAAAAUCUUGUAAGAGAAAUUGUUCGCAACUUCAACAAGCUGGUAAAGGAUCUGCAGAGUCAAGAGUCCCCAGAGGCCAUGGCCUACCUGAAGAUUAUGGGAGCUGAGCUUGGCUUCAUCAAGGGCAGCGAACUGAAGUUUAUUGCUGAUAAUGCACUAAUGUAUGCAGAGAUUUUCCUGAAGAUCAUUCCUUCCCAGGUUAUGGCUAAACUGAUGUCCAACACUGACAAUGAGCUCUUUGCCCAUUACAUCUUCAUGGACAACAAAUUCAUCAUGCCAACAGCAUCCGGCAUGCCUCUGACAUUUGCUCUGUCUGGCACCUUCACUCCUGGAGCAAAGGGAGGCAUUCGCAUGGCUCCAAACAUGCAGGAGCUGUUGUUCAAGCCCUCUAUUGGAGUUGAGUUUGUGACUAAGAUGGGAGUCCAUGUCCCUGAAUUCGUUGUGUCCGCUGUUGAGAUGCACACCAACAUUUACCAUGAAAGCACACUCAAUGCCAAGAUUACCAUGGAGCAAGGCCAGGUCAAGCUUUCCAUCCCCGCCCCACAGGGCACCACAAGGGUUUUGAGCAUCAGCAAUAAAGUGAUGAUUGUGGGCGCUGGCCAGUCUGCAGUGAUCCCCCACACAGAGGGUGAGUCAAGCUGCAGACCUCUCUUCUCUGGAGUCAAAUACUGCACCGAAACAAUCCGCGCAACAACUGGUGAUAAGACUGCUGUGCCUUACUUCCCCCUGAAUGGAGAGACCAAGUUUGCUUUGGACAUCAAGCCCUCUGACGAGGUCUCUGAGUACACAGCCACCAUCGCCUACAAACUCCUCAGGGAAGGAGAGGAGGGUCUCCAGAAAAUCGAUUCUCUGACAUUGGCUCUGAGAGCUGAGGGUUCUCAGCCAUCCGAGGCCACAGCCACUAUGAAGUACAACAGGAACAAGAAUGUCUUCACCACCCAGAUCCAGGUACCUGACUUUGAUGUUGAGGCCGGCGUUAAGAUUGGCAUGACUGACAGCAUUGCCAAAGGCCAAUCCAUUGUCCUCGAGAUCUCCAGCAAGAACGUGCCCCAGCUCUCUCUGAUUGGCAGUGCCAAGCUUCAGACCAUGACUGAUGGCAUGAUGCAAAUUCAGUUGUUGGUCCCCUCAAUGAAGACUGACGCUGCUAUCACUGCUACCAUGAGAAAUGCUGAUGUUCUCACCCUUGAGAUCAAGAGUGAUGUCAAGCUCCCAGAGACCUCCUCCAUUCAGGCAGUCAUAUUCAAAUAUGGUGAAGACCAGGCCGAGGUUCAGCUCACGUCCAACAUGAAUGCAGAUACUAAGAUCCUGGUGCCUUACACUGAAGCCGUCCAGGCCUGGCUCGGGCAGCUUGCAGAGGAUGUCAUGGACCAGCAGGUUGUCAAGACCGACAUGAAAGUGCGUCAUGUCAUCAACAAGGCAGUCGAGGCCAGUGAUAUCUGGAUUAACAAGAUCUCAGCUGAUGUUCCCUAUGUUGAGACUCUGAGGAACAAGAUUGCAAGUGUGGAAAUGCCCUCCAUGCCUGAAAAUCUAUUCAUGAACCUGGAUAGCAACAUCAUAUACAAGUUCAACCAGGAGCGUUUGGCCAUCACUGUCCCCCUGCCUCUAGGAGGCAAAUCAUCUGAGGAGCUAAGGAUACCUUCAAUGGUCAACUCUCCACACUUCUCCGUGCCUCAGCUGGAAAUCGACUUUGCCUCACGGGAGAUCCAAAUCCCCACUUUUACCAUCCCUCUUGAAUAUGAUCUCAGCCUGCCUCUGAUGGGCAAAAUGGAAGCAUUUGCCAAACUCAACAGCAACUAUUAUGACUGGGAAGCAACUGCAUCUGCUGGUAACAGCAGUGAAGAGACUCCUAGCUACAUGGCCAAGUUCAGCGUCAUGGCUGAAUGUCCAAUCAAACUUCUCUGCUUCUCAACUGAGGGAGCUGCAACAAUCACUGACACAACAGAAGGCAAUAUGAAACUCAACAUUGAUGGUUCCAUGAAGACCAUGCUCCUGAACACAGGUUUUAAUGUGCUUGAAACCAUUGCCGUCACAGAGAGUGUAUUGUCAACAGGAAGUUAUAACAUCUAUGCCACCUCUCCUGUGGGUCUGGACACAUCUCUGACUAUUACCACCCAGGUCACCAUAGAUUCCAACAUACUCUCUGGAGAUAUCAACACAGACGGAAGCCUGACUGUUGGACCCAUGGCUGCCAGCACCACUUAUCAACACACUUUCUCUGUUGAGCCAGCGAAGAAAGAAGCUAAACUGGAGAGUACACUGAGGGUGAACUCUGAAAUCCUGAAGGUCGCCAACAAGAUCAAGGCAUCUUAUGCAAACGAGGAACUUCUGAUUGAGUCCAACACCAACAUGAACACUGAACCAAUCAAGCACACCUCCAAAGUGAGCCUUAGCUACAAAGAGGUCAAGCUUACCAUCCAGUCUGACUCUGUGACCAAGGCUGAUGAGCGCAUGGUUCGUAGCCAGAUGGAGUUCUCUGCCUCUGAUGGACAGGCCAGCCUCAGGAUUGAGAAUCAAGCUGAUGACAGCGAGAACCGUGCCUACUCUUUGCUGACUGGGUCCCUGAACCCCUCCGGCUUGGAGAUCAAUGCUGAUGCAUCCCUGAACAUCUUCUCAAGCCUUGCCUCUCACAAGGCAACCUUGGCCCUGAACCAGAAUGGACUGACCACCAGCUGUACAACGACUGCUCAGUAUAGCCCAAUGACCUUCGAGAAUGUUUUCCAUGCCGGAGUUGACACAUCUGGUGCUACCGUGUCUAUCACCACCAAGGGAGCCGUUAAAGAUAACAAGGCAGAGCUCAGUGUUGAAGGAAAGCUUGCAAGCAAAGAAGUGUAUCUCAACUCCAUCCUCAAGGGUGAUCUCUUUGACAUCAACACCCUGAACAGAGUGAACCUCAGACUGAAUGAAGAUGGCUUGAUCAUGUCCAAUCAAAUUGUUGGAUCUCGCAAUGAGAUGAGGACCGAAAAUAUCCACUCACUGUCUCUCUCACUGGGAUCUUUCACCCUCACCUCAAAGACUGACAACUUCCUUGACAACAGAAACUCAUACAUGCAUGACAUCACAGUUAACAUGGAGCGUUUUACUGUUGCAGUUAAUGUGAAAAACGACCUGAAGAUCAUGGAGAUUAACUUGGUAAAUGAUGCCCAUUUCAAGGCAGAGCCCUACAACCUGGAGCUGACUGGAACAAUGAAGGGAGCGUUUUCAGAGGAAGAGCUGAAGCACACUUACGAAGUCAAGUUUGUCGAUAUGGUCCUCUCUGCAAAGUGCACUACAAAUGGUAAACUCAUGCAUGCUCAGAUGACACAUACCACUGAUAUGGAGGUUGCUGGUCUGACCAUGAAAUUCGACAGUGUGGCUAACUUCAACUCACCAGCUCUUCGUUUCGACAGUACAGUCAAAACUGUUGCUGAACCCUUCACUCUGAAUAUUGAUGCCAUUUUCAACUCGAAUGGUGCAGCAUAUCUUUAUGGUGAGCAGAGCGGUGAAGUAUACAGCAAAUUCCUCCUGAAGGCUGAACCCCUGUUGUUCACACAAUCAUUUGAGUACAGAGCCUCAACCAGCCAUAAACUGGAGAACAGACCAAUUAUCAACACCAACAUGGACAACAAGUUCAACAGCAUGCUGAGUUUCCAAGAGCAAAGUGUCAGCCUGAAGAUGGUAUCCUCCGUGGAUGAGCACAGUUUUAAUCAAGAAAUUAAUGCCUUUAACAACGCAGAGAGAUUGGGUAUUGCGAUGUCAGGAGCUGUUUCAACCCCCCUCUUCAGUGAGGCGAAUCAAGAGUACGCCAUUUCUGGAUUUGUGAAAUACGACAAGAACAGUGACAGUCACUUCAUCCAGAUCCCAUUCAUUGAGCAUAUGCCUGCAGUUAUUGAAAAUGUAAAGACCACAAUGAUGAGGAUGAUGGACCACAGCAUUGAGAUGCUGAAAGACACCAACACCAAGUAUGAGAUCAGUGCCACAAUGCAGAACAAAGUGUCAGAACUGAAGGAUGUCAUUGACAACUUUGACUUCAGCCUUUUUAUCCAAGACCUGACAAAGUUUAUCAACUCAAUUGAAAACUACAUGUCCAACCUCACAGGCAAAUUCCCAACUGACAAAGUCAUGAAUGUGAUCAAAUCAUUGAAAGACGCCAUCAUGGCUUGGAUCAAGAAGCAUAACUUUGCUAACAACUUCAAUAUAAUGUAUGCCAAAGUAGAGGAGAUCCUUUCUAGCUAUGAGGUGGAGAAGAUUAUUGGGGCCAUUAUGGAUGAGGUUGUUAAAAUUAUGAAGCAGUAUGAGGUAAGGGAAAAGAUCCAGUCUGCAUUUGCUGCUAUCAAGUCAAUUGACAUCAAGCCCUUGCUCGAAAAAGUGAUGGCACCUGUUCAGGACCUUGUGAAUGAACUGUAUACCUUUAACUUCAAACAGCUGAUUGAUGACAUGACAGACUAUUUCAUGAGGAUGGUUCAGAAAAUCAGAUCUUUUGAUUAUGACACAUUCACUGUGGAGUUGAAAGAGAAAGUGGCAGAUAUGAGCAAGAUUCCCUGUUUUGGAAAACUCUCCGGAGAGUUGAAAGUAAACAUACCACAACUCAAACUUAAGACCACUGCUGACUUUGAGAACACCACAAUUACAUCAGACACACCAGAGUUCAAAAUCAACCUUAACUCACAGGCUACAUCUACUUUGCAAAUCCUCGACUACACCAUCGAUGCCAGUGCUCAUUUGGCUGUGCCGAAGAUGAGUCGCCUGUCUUUCUCGGAGAACAUUAAAAUUGAUCAGUCAUGUUUCUCACUUGACCACAAGGGAUCAAUGACUCUCUAUGGCCUGUCAGCUCAAGCUUCUGCUGACACUACUGGAAAAGUGAACACUGAGGUCUUUUUUGCCGAGCUGGUCAACAAUGCAUUCUUUGCAAUGGAAAAUGGAGUUUCUGCCACUGUGGAGACUGUCUACAAACAUGACCUCAAAGUGCCCCUCUUCAGAAAUUCCCUAAUCAUGAUAAAUCAAAAGAAUGUCCUCCAGAUUGAAGCUGGAACUGCCCGUCUGACCGUUACCAAUGUGGCCAAUGAAAAAUGGUCAGCGCCAAUUUUGGACAUCGUAGAUGAGAUAAACCACAAGAGUGACAUGGAGGUGGUCAUGGAUCUCCACACUGCCAAAAUGACUUUCAUUGGAGCAACAGAUAGCAUCUUGUUCAAACUGAAUCAAAAUGUGGAUGCUGAAAUCUGCAUCUUCCGCCACAUUAUUAUUAAUUCCAAGUUUGAGACAGAAACACCUUUCAUGAAGGGAAGCGUUGCAGAGGUCAAGUUCCAGGCUAAUGCUGGAGACAUGAAAAUUGAUUUAACUGCCUCUCACAGUGUUGAGCUGGCAGGAAAGGUUGAAGGAACUCUCUCAAACUCUGCACUUGCUUUGAUCACACCUAGUGAGCUUAUGUUUGACACCAAGAACAAGGGAAAUGUCAAGGUUACCCUUCCAUUGAAGCUGUCUGGAAAGAUGGAUCUCCAGAAUGACAUGUCUUUGACCCUGAACUCUGAAACGCAGCAGGCUAUAUGGAACGGUCUGGCUAGAUUCAAUCAGUACAAAUACUCCCAUUACUUCACCAUGGAAAAUGGUGACAGUGAAAUCAACAUAUUGUCCCAGAUCAAUGGAGAAGCAAAUCUGGAUAUGCUAAAGGAGCCCAUCACCAUUCCAGAAAUGACUGUGCCAUUUAUUGGUUUGACGACACCAAAAGUGGAAGACUACUCUCUGUGGGAAGACACUGGCCUGAGCAACCUCCUGAUCACUACUCAGCAGACAUUUGACAUGAACUCCAAGCUGAAGUACAUGAAGAACCCUGAGGUGAUUACAAUUGACAUCAAUGUGGAGCCACUCAUCAAUUUCAUUAAUAAGAAUGUCAAGACUCUGCACAAGAAAGCGCUCAUCCACAAAGAUAAGGCUGCUGUUGUCCUGGUAUCAACUUAUGAAGAAGCCAAGGCAGAGUAUGAAAAGUACAGCGUUGAUUUGCCCAAAAUCAUUACAAUUCCUGCAUACAAAGUUCCUGUGAUUAAUAUCGAGGUGUCCUCAUUCACCAUUCCCCUCCCCGACGCCAGUCUCAUCACAAUGCCUGCUCUGCAUGUUCCAUCUGCCCUCAGCAAGCUGACUCUUCCAAAAAUCACUCUGCCCAAAAUUCAGAACAUUAGAAUUCCAGUACUGGGGGAUCUGACCUACGAGUGCUCCAUGAAAACAGCAAUGGUUACUCUCAAAACUGAUGCCAGCAUCCUUAACCAGGAAAGCAUUCUCAUUAAAUUUGACGCUUCCUCAACCUCUGAGUUUGAGAUUCUGAAUGGAAAGAUUGAGGGCAACGCCAACCUGAACAAAGUUGGUGGAAUUAAAAUGGCCUCUGUCCUGUCUGUGAAACAUUUAAUGUUUGAGGGAAACCAUGAGAGCACUCUCACCUUAAGCUAUGAAAAUGUGGAUACUUCCAUCACCAAUUCAGCAAAGAUCAAUCUACCUGUCCUGACCAUGGAAGUCUAUCAGGAGAUUACUGGAAAUCCAGAGGAAGGCCUUGUUGUCUCUAUGUCCACUCCAUCUGCAGGACUUGUUGCACUUCAGAUGCAGACUAAGCGCCCAGCUCAAAUUAAAGCAAGAGUCUACGGUCGCUACCCGUCCGAGCCAACAAACGACAUUGAUAUCUUCGGUCUGAAGAUGUCUGUGAUGAACUCUGAGAAGCUGAACCUUCAGACAACCUGGAACAUGGAGAUGCCAUAUGAGAUGGUGCUGGGACUGAAGAAACAGGUGCCCGCAGUAAUGGAAAUGGUAUCUGAUCCUGCUGUCAACACAUAUAACACCAUCUACAGACAAGCGAGAAGCCUUGAGGGUUCUUUUGAGCAGGCUAAAGAUCAGGGUAAAGAGAUGUUCAAGAGGGCAUUUGGCAACCUUGCAGCAGUAAACCCUUCUAUUGUUAUGACAACUGUCACAGAUAAGACCAUUUUGAUCCUCCAAGAAUACCAAAAGAAAGUUGCAAUUGUCCUUGAUGCUGUUGUUAAAUUCCUGAGAGAGACCAAGUUCCAGCUCCCUGGGUAUGAACAGAGGCUGUCUGGGCUCGAGGCUUACCAGGAAUUAAGUACUUUUAUUGCUGAUGUAUCUGAGGAGGCUGUUCAAAGGGUUCCAGAGUAUUUUGCCUCCAUGUUUAAAGCGGUCCUUGAUUAUGUCCAAGCCAUUGAAUUCACUCUUCCUGGCUCUAACCACGUUGUCAUUGGAAGAGAAGUUCUUGAUGACUUGUUUGUAGCUUUGAAGAAAAUUCAGGACCAAGUUAUUCUCACUGUUAGGAAACUGGGGGAAAUUCAGCUGGAAGAUGUCAUUAAUAAAUUAUCUGGAUUUGUGCAGUUUACCACUGAACAAAGUGAGAAGUUUCUGCAAACCCUUAAAUCUCAAAACGUAGAAAAGCUCUCAAACUUUAUGUCUGAAGUAUACGAUGAUGCCAUCAACUCUCAGGUCCUGGCUGAUGUUACCAGGCAGGUUGAAGAGGCCCGCAAAAUUGUUGUAGAAUAUCUUCAAGCUGUGAAAGCUAAACUCCAGAUUAUUUUGGCUGACAUGUCUUUUGAACAGCUUCAAGCCGACAUCCAGUCCUGGAUUGACUUAUUGGCAAAACGUGUGAACACUUUCCACAACAAUGUCAUUAAGACACUUAAGGAGAAAAGCCAAAGUAUUGAACCAUAUGUGAGAGUAGGUGAUAGACAGUUGGAAGUGAACAUUCCUUUAUCAUUUUCCGCAUAAGUCAACCAACUGACCAUGGCUAACCAGGAUAUAUAUCAGUGUUUGUAUUGACUGUA
This is a messenger RNA of Notothenia coriiceps (black rockcod), 9944 nucleotides long. RefSeq names its product apolipoprotein B-100. Lineage: Eukaryota; Metazoa; Chordata; Actinopteri; Perciformes; Nototheniidae. Gene Ontology annotation, cellular component: mature chylomicron; very-low-density lipoprotein particle; low-density lipoprotein particle. The transcript is spliced from 25 exons. The record is from RefSeq and is a predicted model, not a curated record. The coding region runs from base 1 to 9888 and encodes 3295 amino acids. Gene Ontology annotation, biological process: lipoprotein transport; triglyceride mobilization; cholesterol homeostasis. Gene Ontology annotation, molecular function: cholesterol transfer activity; low-density lipoprotein particle receptor binding.